Messenger RNA from Biomphalaria glabrata, 1014 nucleotides. RefSeq names its product fibrinolytic enzyme, isozyme C-like. Gene Ontology annotation, molecular function: serine-type endopeptidase activity. The transcript has 6 exons. Gene Ontology annotation, biological process: proteolysis. Bases 123 to 914 code for a protein of 263 amino acids. NCBI's taxonomy places the organism in Eukaryota, Metazoa, Mollusca, Gastropoda, Planorbidae. The record is from RefSeq and is a predicted model, not a curated record.
UGUUUAAGUGUCCCGACUGCUGAAGUUCUCGUGCCCUUGUAUAGAACAGCUUUCCAUAUUUAAGUCUUUCACCCGUCUUUCUCCCCGGCUGUAUGAGGACAACGUUCUGACCGAAGUGAACAAUGGAACUCAUUGUCUUUCUAUGUCUUCUCGCAACUGGCCUGGCGGCCCCUAGUACACGAAUUGUUAACGGCGAUAAUGCCCAACUGUUCGACCAUCCUUACCAAGUCUCGCUGCAAGCUUACAGCUUCAAUUCAUGGUACCACACUUGCGGAGCUGUCCUGGUCGCCCCUGAUAAGGUCGUCACUGCUGCCCACUGCGUGGACAAGAAGCAGGCCAGAAAUCUCCGUGUAGUGGUCGGCGUCCACAACUUGUUCGACCCACCCAACGAGUACCAGCAGACUGUGGCUGUGGCCAGCUUCCGCAUGCAUGAGAACUACAACGGUAAUGGAAACGGAUACCCCAACGACAUCGCCGUCAUCACUUUGUUCACCCCAGUCACCUACAACAGAAACGUUCAGCCUGCUAAACUGGCUAACGAAGGCGUAAGCUACGCUAAUACAUCUUGCAUCAUUUCUGGAUGGGGUCAGACAUCCGGCUCCGGCGGCAGCCCCAACACCCUCCAACAGGCUUACAUUUUGAAAAUCUCCAGAGCUGAAUGUAACGCUCUGUGGAGCAGAUAUGGAGUGACCAUCACAGACAAGCACAUCUGCGUUUAUGAGAGAGAUGGUGAGACCGGUGGACGUCCAAGCUCUUGCAUGGGAGACAGCGGGGGUCCAAUGAUGUGUGGAAACAAAAAAGAUGAAUUGGCCGGAGUUACCUCUUGGGGAGUCAGCACCUGCAGUGGUGACCUCCCUAGUGUCUACACUCGUAUUUCUGAGUACCGCACAUGGCUAGAUCCUCAGAUCUACUAAAAUAUCUCUGAGUGUUUAAGAAAUAAAAAAAUCCCAGACCUGCAAGAAACACUGUCAGAUAUAAGUUUUUGAGACAAUAAAAAAUUUCAAACAAAUAUAA